AUCAGAUUCUUCGAAAUAUCUUCCUUUCUCUCUCUUUCCAAAAUGGAGGCUUUGUAUGCGAUUCCCUUUCAUGUUUUAGAAGUACCAAAUCUAAAAUUAAAGAAGCCAGGAUGGGUAAAAGCUCCGUCAGCCAUGGUUGUCUUUGCCUUUGUUCUCCUUUCGUAUUUUUUAGUCACCGGAGGUAAGUAUGUUUCUUUUUUUAUUGCUUUGCCCCGAAGAACUGAUCAGUCUGACUCAGCUGAGCUUAUUACGUGUCACAGGAAAAAAUAACGGAUUCCCAUUUUUGGAUAUUUUAGGGUAUUUAAAGAAUACCCAAAAAAAUCCCAAAUUUGGAAGAGUGAGACAAGUCCCAAUCAGGGAACUUGGUUGGGAAUUCCCUACUUGGGACUUGUCUCACUUUGCCAAAUUUGGGAUUUUUAUGGGUAUUCUUUAAAUACCCUAAAAUAUCCAAAAAUGGGAAUCCGUUAUUUUUUCCUGUGUGUACAGUGAGAAAUACAUAUUUCGACAACUGUAGCACAUUUUUAAGCUAAUUCUUUUUAUUCCAGUUGAAACUGGUGUGUCUUAGAAAUUCUCCAACAAUUUUCAGUGAAGAAUCGUUCAUAUUGAAAUUGUAAGGAAUAAUUCCUUGCAGUAUCAAUAGUAUCAUCUUCAAGUAUCAAUAUGAUUAUAUUAUUGAUUUUAAACAAUUAAAGGAGGGGGGCAUUGGGAUUUUCGGUUUUGCGGUUUUGCCUUUUUCUUAGAUCAGUUUCUCGUUUUUUGUUGCAAAAGACUUCGGUUUUUCAGUUUUGGUGGUCAUUACGGUUUGCGGGUUUUUCGUUUUUUAGCAUCUGGUUUUCGGUUUUCGUGAAAAAUACUAGCGGUUUUCGGUUUUGGUACCCGAUGUGGUUUUUGGUUUUUCCUAUUUUGUCCUAUUUUGGGUUCCGGUUUCUGUUCGAUUUGAGCAGCAGUUGAUCUCGAAUAGCCGCGAAACGCCAAAGUUAUUUAGAGGAAUGCGUGACAAAAUAAAUGUCAUGGUAGGGGAUCAAGCGUCUCCCUUGACGCCCGGCGAGACUUUGACCUCGCAGACCAGGGCGACCAUUUGGUCAGUUUGCGAGCUAUGGCUUCCAACGUGCCUCCCGCGCCAGCAACGAAAGAAGCAAUUGUGGAUUGUGUUGCGUUUUUUUACGAGGAGAUUUUAGAUUAAAGUUUCCAGCGCUAUAGCUUUUUGCGACUGCAAAAUUGCAAUUCUAAAGAGGACUUGUGUGCAAAUUCUCCUAAGUUAACUAGGCUCUAUAACUAGCGGCUUUUCAGAAAUUGAGCGGCAAAGUCUUAGCUCGAGAGAGCGGCAGAAACAAAGCCUAUGAUUUAAGUAGACACAAAAAGAUACAAAGGCUUCAGACAAAGUCCAUGACAUUCACAAAGACUUUGGUGAAAUUAGUGUUAGUUUAGAUUGCUCUGUAUACCCCACUUGUCACCAUUGUAUCGGUUUUGACGGUUUUGUAUGCGGUUUUCGGUUUUGGCCGAAUUUUUUUGCGGUUUUGCGGUUUUGGAUGAUUUUUUUCUUCGGUUUUGCGGUUUCUGAUAUACCCCAAUGCCCCCCUCUUAAAGGUGCUUCUGCUCCCAGACCCCCCCCCCCCUCCCCCUUCAGACACACACACCUCUCCCUUUUCACCUUUAGGAUUUAAGUUUCUAUAACUUUUAAAUAACCAAUUGGUUAAGUUUGAGAAAAGUCUCACAGCAGGUUUUAUCAUAGAGAAACAGAACAAAACUCUUAAAAAAAUAGUAUAAUUUAUUAUUAUACUUGAUAAAGCCCAAUAUUUGUUAAUUGAUUAGUCAAUUUAAUCAGUGAUAUGUCCAAAGCAUUUGAUUCACUUCAUUCCCCAUUAUUGAUUGCCAAAUUGAGAGCUUUUUAUGGCUUUUCAGAUGAAAUACUAGGUUUGAUACAAUCAUAUUUUUGCGAAAGGAAGUACAGGGUAAGAAUCGAUCCAGAAGCAACCAGUGAGUGGUAUGAAACUACAAGGGGUUGCCCGCAAGGAUCUUUCUUUGGACCACUCUUAUGCAAUGUAUUUCAAAAUGAUUUGCAUUACCUGGUGAAAAACUGAACUUUAUUCAUGUGCGCUGGUGACCAUCAGUGAAAUUGUCACAUGCUGCUGAAACAAUUAAAGAGAGAGAACAAAUUUUGAAUAAAGAAAGGAACAAAGCGUCCCAGUGGUGUGACAGAAACGUUUGAUAGGUAAUUUCUCCAAAUGUCAGACCAUAAGCUUUGGCUCAAAAUAAAAGAACAAGGAAUUGAAAGUCAAAAUGCUGAGUACUGAGGAAGUACAAAAACCAGGCAUUUCUGUGGAUGAACAACUAAGAUUUACAACUCAGCAUUUGCAGGGAAGGUGCAAGUCUUGUCGGCAUGAUAUUGAAAUAAUUUACAGAAAUUAAUACCUACAUCAGCAAAUUGCAAAUUGUCAAAGCUGCAUUAUUGCCACAUGUCACUGCCAAUUGAUGCCAGAUGCCAGAAAGUUAGAAAAACUUCAAGAAAGAGCACUAUAUACUUUACAUCGUCGCCUACAAGAAAUGGCCACGGACAUGUAUAAAGUUAAAAAUAACGUAUCAUCUCUCUGCAUAGCAGAUCUUUUCAAACUGAAUAAUAGUGGUUACCACCUUAGAAACUCUGAUUUUAUUAUACCUCCAUUCAACUUCAGUAGCAUAUUUUGGCAAACUUAGCCUGCACUAUCUUGGCCCUACCAUCAGGGUAAAAGUGAAUAGCUACAUUAGAUCUUCCAAAACUUUGUCAAUUUUUAACGGAUGAAGUCUGUAAAUAUCAGUAGCCUCAUCGACCAUUACUGUGACAUGAUUGUUAUCUUUGUGAAAACAUGGGUAGGGUUUUGUAUUUUAUCGCCUUUUGUUAUCACCAUUUUAACCUUUCCAAAAUCAGCAUUUUAUACUUAUAUUUAAUGUUUAGGAUUUGGCCAUCUGAGCUCCACUGAUAAGCACUGUAUUGUAAUUUAUAUAGCAGACUGUAAAGUGGAGAUAACUUGGAAUCAGUCAGUAAUGAGCUUUAAUGUAAUUCAGCAAUACCAAGUAAAGCAGGAUUACACAUACACAUAGCUUUCAAAGGUUGAAUGAUUUAGUAGAAUGAAUGGCCUUGAUGUAAAUUUUCUUUAAAACCAAGUGCCAAUAUCCUGGCAAUCAAAAAGAACUGAAUGUAAAUACAACAGGGUGCAAAGAAAAUCAUUUUUACAGCUUGCCAUUCAGGCAAGUUGAAGCCAGGAUUUACUAGCCCAGGCGUCAUUUCAACUAGCCCCCAUAUUUUUUUUGACCAGCAGAAUUGAUUUCACGGUUCUUCUGUUAUUCGAAUUCCUUGAAAAACAUCACUUGCCCGUUGGGCAAGUUAAAAACAGAAUUCAGUAGCCCAACAGCAAAAUCCACUAUCCCCAGGCUAUCUAACACUACUUUCUUUGCACACUGUGCAAGAAAAGAAUGUUCAUGCCUUGUGAUAUUAUUUUUGUAGGAAUCAUCUAUGAUGUCAUUGUUGAGCCUCCAAGUGUGGGAAGUACAACAGAUGAAUUUGGUCACAGUAAACCAGUAAGUCUGCAAUUCUUCCCUCUUCAAUAUAACGUACUCUAGCUUUUUUACACUGUUUUACUGACAGUUUGAAAGCAAACAUUCGUAGGAGGGCUUUUUUUCCCUCUAACACUAUCAUAGAAAUUAUGGAAAAUCAAGCGUUUACCCUUUGAAUGCCAACCCAAAUACACCCUAGCAACCAGCAACCAUGUUGGAUUUUUUCACAAAAAUUUUUUUUGGCAAAAAACGCUUUAUAAGCAAAACGUAAACGUUUUAUAAGUUCUCUUUUGUUGUAAUUCUUACCUUAAACAAGUAAACACAACUUAAAAAUGUAUGUGUAGUCACAAAUAUCAUGGCAGCUUCUUUUAGUACUUCACAAAACAACAUCAACUUGUGAAUGAUGUAACUUUUGAUAACUUCCUUAACAAAACAUUUAGGUUAGCAGUGAAAAUUAUUCCAUCUCAGACCCUUUCAAACAACCACAGCCAAAAACAACGAGCAACCAGAAGAUAUUUGGCCUUGUAAGAAAGAAAGUCAGUUUUGUAUCAACAAAGCAUUUUCAACUACACUAAUUGAAUUUAUGAGUAUGUUUUGUUUUAUAGUUGUUAUUGUGCCCCAAGGCAUGAUGCUUGAUAAUAGAGCUUUGAUGCAUGAUUAUGCAUCAUGCAUUUGCAAUUUAGUGCAUUAAAAAAUACAUUCUAAAGCUAAAAAGGUGUUUUUUUUUAUUUAAUAACCAUUGUAGUCUUCAGUGAAUAUGGAGCAAAUUGGCAUCUUCUAACUACACUAAAUUUCAUUCAAAAUGAAUUAAAAUCAAAGCUUUAUGCAGAAAAUGUUCUGCACUUUCAUUGCACAGCAUCUGUGCAAAAAAUGAAGUUCCUAAACACGAGUUUAGAGAAACCGUAAGACUAAAUGUAGCGUUACACCAUUUUUUACAAAAAGAUGGUCACCAACAUCGUGCGCAAGGGCAAAAGUGAUCAUUUGUAUGAUUAUGCAAUUUCAUAAUCAUAUUUUUGUUAACUCUAUUUUGUGUUUCUCAACUACAGGUUGCCUUUAUGCCAUACCGUGUAAAUGGUCAGUACAUCAUGGAGGGUUUGGCCUCAAGUUUUCUUUUCUCCAUGGGUGGAUUGGGCUUUAUUAUCUUGGAUAAAUCAAAUGCUGUUGGCAUGUCUAAACUGAACAGAUUUCUUCUACUCUUCCUGGGUUUUGUGUGCGUCUUAGUAUCUUUCUUUACAUGUCGUGUGUUCAUGAGGAUGAAGCUUCCGUGA
This is a messenger RNA of Porites evermanni, 4799 nucleotides long. Lineage: Eukaryota; Metazoa; Cnidaria; Anthozoa; Scleractinia; Poritidae. The record is from the annotation of a GenBank genome assembly.